UAGAACUCACAGUGAAGAACAGGGUAGUCUCAAACUAGUGUUGAUCCUCUUGCCUCAGCUUUCAUCUGAGUGCUGGGAUUAUAGAAAUAAGUAACCACACCUAGCAUAUUACUGCACUUAGAUAUCUAUCUUGGAUAUAGAUUGUGACAUUUUGUAGUUUAUAAUUUCUUUUCUUGGUCAACUUAAUGCUAUUGUCUCUGCCACUGGGUAGUGUGAUACCUGAUGGAGAAGCCAGGGCAAGUGCUCCAUUUAGAAUUUCCAGGGAGUAGAUAUAAGUUUAGUUUACCACUUUUUUUUUUUUUUUUGGUUUUUUGAGACAGGGUUUCUCUGUGUAGUUUUGGUUCCCAUCCUGGAUCUCACUCUGUAGACCAGGUUGGCCUCGAACUCACAGAAAUCCGCCUGGCUCUGCCUCCCAAGUACUGGGAUUAAAGGCGUGCACCACCACUGCCCGGCUUAGUUUACCCUUUGAGGGUGAUGUGGUGAUGAUAUUUCACAAGCAUUGUGGUUGAUGCAGCAUCUGUACAAACAUGGUCUUUUUGACAUCUUCUUCAGCACAAGAACAGUUAUCAAUUACAGUAAUGAUGUUGCCAGUGACUAGUGGGGCUGAAACACAGUAAACUGGUCACAACCAGAUUCUCAUAUACACAGUGCAGUCACACAGGAUCAUGAGAGAUGGAACUCUUAACUCUGGAGUUAUGACAUUGCUAGACUUAUUGACAAAGAACCCCAAAUUUCUCAUUUGAAUUGGUAAAUUGACUAUCUGCGUCUAUUUCUAUUUUCUAUAUGAACUUCAAUACAUGGUAGGACAGAUAUAAAUACAAAACACCAGAGACUGUGAGAGGGGAUGGCAGAAGUAAGUCAUGUCUGGAAAGAGCUGCAAAGCAGCUAAGUAAGGGGUAAGAGACUAGACUAGGUUGAGUAGAAAAGGUUGGCAGUUAAGUGUUUGUAGAAGUGGUGUGAAGGCCGACAAGGGACAAGGGACAAGUAGAACUUACUUUAUGUCCUUCUGGGAGUCAGGUAUUGGAGGGAGUCUGUCUGAGAGUCAGGCUUUGGAGGAGUCUGGAGUCAGGCAUUGGAGGGAGUCUGGAGUCAGGUAUUGGAGGGAGUCUGUCUGGGAGUCAGGCUUUGGAGGAGUCUGGAGUCAGGCACUGGAGGGAGUCUGGAGUCAGGCACUGGAGGGAGUCUGGAGUCAGGCACUGGAGGGAGUCCGGAGUCAGGCAUUGGAGGGAGUCUGGAAUCAGGCAUUGGAGGGAGUCUGGAGUCAGGCACUGGAGGGAGUCUGGAGUCAGGCAUUGGAGGGAGUCUGGAGUCAGGCAUUGGAGGAGUCUGGAGUCAGGCAUUGGAGGAGUCUGGAGUCAGGCAUUGGAGGGAGUCUGGAGUCAGGCAUUGGAGGAGUCUGGAAUCAGGCAUUGGAGGAGUCUGGAAUCAGGCAUUGGAGGAGUCUGGAGUCAGGCUUUGGAGGGAGUCUGGAGUCAGGCAUUGGAGGAGUCUGGAGUCAGGCAUUGGAGGAGUCUGGAGUCAGGCAUUGGAGGAGUCUGGAAUCAGGCAUUGGAGGAGUCUGGAAUCAGGCAUUGGAGGAGUCUGGAGUCAGGCAUUGGAGGAGUCUGGAAUCAGGCAUUGGAGGAGUCUGGAGUCAGGCAUUGGAGGAGUCUGGAAUCAGGCAUUGGAGGAGUCUGGAGUCAGGCUUUGGAGGGAGUCUGGAGUCAGGCAUUGGAGGAGUCUGGAGUCAGGCAUUGGAGGAGUCUGGAGUCAGGCAUUGGAGGAGUCUGGAAUCAGGCAUUGGAGGAGUCUGGAAUCAGGCAUUGGAGGAGUCUGGAGUCAGGCAUUGGAGGGAGUCUGGAUUUCUGAAGGAUUCAUAUUUUUUCAUGCAUCUUCGGAUACAUUCUCUUAACCAGAUGACAAGAAGGAAUAUUCCUUAGAAGAUAAGGAGAACAGUGGCUACCCCUAAGAAGCCAAAACUCCUUUGAGCAAAGAAACCGUGUGUAUGGAAUCUGAACCUCCACAUACUAAGGGGUCCUGCCGCUGACAGGCCAUGCUAGAAGUACCAGAGCAGUACCAAAAAGCUCCUCUAAAACCUCUUCGAGCAUAAGGGGAAGGGAAGAAGGUCAACAGCUACUUCUCAGAUGAUGUCUGAAGUGAAAAGUGGGAGAAGCUUGCUUUAGAGACGUGUGAUACACAAGACAGCAUGCAGAACACCACAUGGAAUUCUGAAUGCAAGAAAAGCCUUCCUUUUAGAACAAGAAGCAGCGUAUGUGUGGGGAGUUUAAUGUAAAAUACACACAUGCAGUCCAUCAUCAUCUUAGCUGGGUUACAUUCUGGACUUUCUACUGUAUGCUCAGAAAAAAUAGUGACUGGGAGCUGGUCUGGUACACAGGACAGUCUGUAUCGUUCCUGAUUGGCAAAGAGAACGAACUAUCGUACUUUUUUCUGUCCAUGGAAACAUUCUUUGUAUUAGAGGUAAUAGAAGAAUCCCGGAGUAGAGAAGAGUAACAAGUUGUGCAGAUGAGAUGUGUGCCAAGAAGCUACAAAAUACAAUUCUCCAGGAACAGUAACUUUAAUUCAAAGAGAUUUAAGAAAUGAUGUGGUUGAACUCAGAAGAAUAAUGAAAAAAUGGAAAAAGUGGCGUAAGAUUUUUUUUAAGUUUCUAAUAGGUAGGACACUAGAUUCGACAUCUUAAAGAGAAGAUUCACAUUCAGAAUUCUUGAUUCAAAGCCUUGGGAAACAGUAGAUUGGUUACUCAAAGUCUGGUUUAUGAGCAUUUAGGAAUAAAAUUGGUGAUGACUUGGAAAUUCCACUAUAACAUCUCCAGAUUCUUCUUAUUGCUAUUAUUUUCAAAUAUUUUUAUUAAAUCACAAGAAAUUAUGAAGGAAGUUCUUUAGACAGGGUUUUAACAUUUCUCAUAUGUAAUUCUGGUGGAUAAGAGAGGGGCUGUGAGAGUAUGGUUGGAUGGAGGGAGCCAGCUUUGAUUGAAAAGCUGUCUCCACAGUAGAGUAACCAGAUGAACACCAGAAUAAGGAAAGCACACAAUGUGAAUUGGGAUUUACUCCUUGUCUUGUCUGAGUAGGUAUAAUCAAAUAUAAGGCCCCAAAAUUUCAAGUGACAAGACACUUGAAUGGGGGCUUAAUAUAAAGAGUGACAGAAUCAAGAUCAAAGAGAAUGUGACCAAAUGGAAUAAUAGAGUACGUGGUUAGGAUGAGAUUAACAAGUUUGGAUUUAAUUGGAUGUAAUUCAUGUUGUUAUAGUGAAUGGAAUUUGAAACCAAUUUUUUAGGAUGGUUCAUCAAGAAGUCUUACAAUACUAUAGUCUUGGGUCAGAUCAUCAUGUUCUUACCCAGACAGGCCUGGAACUCAUGAUCCUUCUGCCUCGACAUCCCAGUUGCUGAGAUUAUAGGCAUUGCAUAUCACGCCUUGCUUGCGAUUUUUUUUCUGAUGUUGAGCAACUGACCAUUAUCUACUUCCUAAAAUGCUGAGGUUGUAAAUCAUUAGCUGUUAGGUAUAGUGUCUUCAGGAGAGUGAGACCUCACUGCAGUUAGUUCCAGGACCUCCUUCACUGAGUCAGCAUGCAAAUAUUCUGAAUCCUAGAGACAGUUUUAGGUCAUAAUUCUAAGAAAUACAUUCUAUGGGAAGGAUGGUGGAGGGAGAUGCGUGCAAAGGAAACACAGAGAAAGCUUGCCAGCCCACAGAGCUGUGAUUGGACUGGAGUAAAUGCAACCACAAUGACAUACAGGGGUUUCUUUCAAUGAAUAAAGGCAGAAGAAGGAAGUAGGUGUAGGGGAUGGAAUGUACCUCAGUUGUCAGUGUGCUUGUCUAGCAGGCAUGAAGCCCAAGUUUGAUCACCAGCACUUCAGAAAAGUGGGUAUGGUUGUUGUACAUGCCUGAAGUCCCAGCAACCAGAAGGAGUCGGAAGUUAGGUCCUUCUUAUUGGCAUAGCAAACUUGAAGCCAGUCUGGACUACAUGAGACCCUGUUUCAAUAGAAGGCCUUAGUGAUGGGCCAAGGAUACAACACAGCUUUGUUGUGGUUUGGCCAGAGCCUGAGUUUAGACUUUCAGUGAAAACCAAAGCGUUCACAAAUCCUUCUAUGGGCAAAUCAGUUAGAUUCGAGUGGGAAGAGUUUCCUUUGCUGUGUAUCCUUGAUGGGGCUACAAAUCAGGCCCCCUUACCUUUCACUAAUGAGUGUGGGCAAGUGGCCCCAGUUGCUGACGGGACAAUCUGAAUUUUGAAUGUCAACAGAGCAGGAUGCAAGGAUGGGUGAGUGUAGUAAAGGCACCUUUACCUCAUUUCUCAGCUCUCUAAGAGGGCCUUUAUGGAUCUGACUUUUCCGAACCUGCUUCGUCUGCUGUUUUGAUUAUUCAGCCUUCUAAGGAAGUAACUUUUUGCCAGGAGAAAAGACAUUUAGCCACAUUUUGAGCUUUAAACAUGCUAAGAAUGAAAACAGACCUCAAGUUCCUUUCCGAAAAAAAAAAAAAAAUCUGACCUCUUGUCUGAGCACUCUGGGAACCCACCUCGGGGAUGCCAUUCUCACUAAAUCAUCUGGACACACUUGUACAUCAUCAUCGAUGGUGCUGUGUGAUAUGAAUGAUUAGUUUCUAUAUAGCACUCUUGCUUUCUUAUGAAUUAAAUCAGAUCCAAGGGGACUUUUACAAUAAAAUUAUUCACACUCCAAAUUCAUUGCAAGUCGCUUUUUCUCAAGUGGAAGGUCUGAAGAAGCCGGUAACGCCUGACUUUGUUCACAGUGUGGUGAAGGCUGGUACCCAUGUGUCACGAUGCCGUCUCUCAGGCACAUUGGCCACCCCUCUGGAUAUUUUAUUUUGCUGUUUGUCCUUUCUUCUUGCCUCCUCCCUUUCUCCACUGCCUCCACCUUUCCUCAUUUCCUUCCUUAUUUGAUUUGACACAUCACUAGCCAAGGAUGGUUGACCUUGAACUUUCCAUCCUCCGCCUUCCCUUACCCCAGGUGCUGCAUUGCCAUGCCUAGCCUGCUCUGGCUGUUUUCAGCAGCAUAAAGAAGCCAUCAGUUUUUGUUAAAAAGCCAUGUCACAUGAGCAAGACUACUUGUAGUGAUGUAGUGAUCUAAAUUCUAUCUCGGCAUAAAUCUUUGCCGUCCAAUCUUGACACCAGAUAAUUGGACCACAGUAUUUGAGCUUGUGGUAAAAAUUACGACAUACAUUCUAAUGUAUGUCAUAUUCUAAUAUGUUGCCCUCAGUGAUGUUUUUCUUUUAAAAGACACAUUAAAAGAAGUAACAAAUGGUUAGUACAUACAAUGCAAAUAUUUCUGAGGAUACUGCCUGCCAUAUUUUGAAUAAAGGACACAUUUCCUAUGUAGAUGCUGCGAUGAUCCCUGAGUAUAUGUGAAGAUGAGAACAGAUAUGGCCUCUGCAUGGAUGGAGAAACAGACUAUUAUUAUUAUAUAUCAGAAGUCACUAUGAAGAAAAAGCAUGCCCAGUUCCAUGUAUACAUUGAUGCACGGCUCUUGUCAGCCUAGGAGUAAUUUUCUGGAAUCUGAAGGAUUGUGUAGAUGAAGAAGUAGUCCUACAGCCUAGGGACAGCAGAGAGCCAGGCAGACAUUGCUGGGUGUGUGGAUGUCACUGGCCUGUUUUGUCCUGCUUUGCUCUUGUAUCCCGUUUGGAAUCUGGAAAGGUUGCAUAUUUUUUUUUUACAUUGUGAAAUUCAUGUGAGACAGAAAGAAUCUCCUUUGUCAGUUUCCUGAAACAUAGAAUAAUUCAUUUUCUUCCCUAGGAACAUUCUCUUCUAAGCUUGAAUUUAAAUCUUUCCCUAAUUGAUCUGUUUUGUAAAUUUGGUUACUAUGACAAUAAAUUGAUUCACUUCAAAAGCUAUUAACAACA
Messenger RNA from Peromyscus californicus insignis, 5840 nucleotides. RefSeq lists its product as uncharacterized. The transcript has 4 exons. The coding region runs from base 999 to 1919 and encodes 306 amino acids. Lineage: Eukaryota; Metazoa; Chordata; Mammalia; Rodentia; Cricetidae. The record is from RefSeq and is a predicted model, not a curated record.